AUGGAGACACUCAAGUGCAAGACGGUGGAAGGUAUUCUCACCGAGAAGGAUUUCAAGAAGAUAGUGCAUAAUGCGGCGUUGGACGACUGGGAGAUACGCGGUUGCGAUGUCAAUUUGGCCGGGCAAGGCUUAUCCGGGUUUCUGGGAGACCAUUUCAGAAUGGUACUUCAUUUGCAGAAGGGAGAGUUCACGAGGCUACUACACCUAUUUGCCAAGUUCCUGCCUCUGGUGAACAAGCCAAAAGCUCAAUUUAUAAGUGAAUACAACUUCUUCAAGAGGGAGAACCUUUUGUACACGCUGUUUGAGGAAAUGAACGCCGCUGACGAAACAACAUGGUGCCCGAAAGCUUUGAUACACACAGACAGCGUCAUCGUCAUGCCAGACUUAUCUGUAGCAGGGUAUAAGUCCGUCCCGCAUCAUGAAUGUUUGGACUUGAAACACGUGUUAGUCGUCGUAACUUCCUUGGCCAAGUUCCACGCCGGCUUCGCCUGCUACGAAGCCGAUAGGGAUGCCCACAGAGAGAGAUCGAAUAGUUUUUAUGAAGAUUACAAGCAUGUCUUGACGGAAUCUGCCGACUUCGACGCACCCUGGACUACUACUUGGCUACGAGCAGCCGCGAAGUUGACCUACAAUUUCUUGUGUGAAUUCUCACAGAAGGUGGAAAAUGUUGAAGAUCUAGAGGAGAAACUGACGAGGGCAUACACUAAGGCCUGUAAGGAUCUCGCUCCCAAUAAAGACAGCUUGAACGUGAUCAUCCACCGGGAUAUGUGGGUAAACAAUAUCCUUUUUCUACACGAGCAUAACGAGCCGAAGGAUGCGGUGAUUUUGGACUACCAAUGCGCCAGAUACGCACCGCCAGCCUUCGACGUGAUGAUAUUUCUAUACUUGACGACGAGCAAAAAGUUUCGUGGGUGUCACGAGAAGGACGUCUUCAACCAUUACUAUUCAGUGUUCACUCAACACCUAGACGAUACGGUAAAGGGUAAACUUAAGGACUACAACUAUGGAAGAUGGGACUUCUUCGACUGGUGCGAGAGAGCUCGUAUGUUCGCCAUGACGCAGGCGAUGGCCAUAUUUCCCUUCGUCCUCAUGAGCCCGUCGAUGGCUCAAGCGACGUUUGAUAACCCGGACACGUUUAAUAAACUCAUGGACGAAGACAGGAGCCCACCCGUAUUGGCUCAUGCUAGAGAAAGUCCUCACUAUAGGGAAAGACAGUUGGAGGUGAGCGAAGAAUUCUUGGACCGAUACAUUUUGAAACAUUUAUAA
Molecule: messenger RNA, 1266 nt
Organism: Leptosia nina
Lineage: Eukaryota; Metazoa; Arthropoda; Insecta; Lepidoptera; Pieridae
Source: the annotation of a GenBank genome assembly